Molecule: messenger RNA, 615 nt
Organism: Hypomesus transpacificus
Lineage: Eukaryota; Metazoa; Chordata; Actinopteri; Osmeriformes; Osmeridae
Gene: mrpl42
Product: mitochondrial ribosomal protein L42
Exons: 5
Coding region: 8-514 (168 amino acids)
Cellular component (GO): mitochondrial large ribosomal subunit
Source: RefSeq, a predicted model, not a curated record
GCCAAGUAUGGCGGAAGUGUUAAGAAAGCCGGAUGUGAACUUCAUUCUUGAGAAUAGUUACAGCUUGCAAGUGAUGAGCAUGGCCGGUCAUUUGAAGAGGUUAAACGGUUUAUUUACACAGUUGUCAAACGCAACCAGACAGAAAUACAAUACAACAUGUUUUCUGCCAGCACACCCCAAGUCUGCUAUUGGUGGUCCCUCAAUUGAUGAUCCUUACUGUCAAGUAGAAAUUGGUGUAACUUCAGAUGGGCAAACCAUUGUCUGUUACCAUCCCUCCAUGGAUGUUCCCUAUGAACUUACACAGGCAAUUCCACGACCAGACCCUCUGAUCAAUCUUGCAGAGAACCAUGACCAGGUUCUGAAGGCUCACCUCAGUAGGGAGGUGCUUCAGAACAAAAAAGCCCCUACGAUUGAGGAGCUCAGCAAGAUGUUUUACACAACCAAGCACCGCUGGUAUCCUGUGGGACAGUACCACAUACGGCGAAGAAAGGGAGAUCCUCCUAAAGACAGAUAAAAACUGCUCUGUAAAGGAAACAGCUACUGUAACACAAAGCUUCUUGAUACCAUAUAAAACUUCUACCUGUUUUGUGGCGUCAAAUAAAAUGAACAAAACAA